UUUUCAAUAAAAAAUAUUGUGAUGUUGAUUUAAUAUUAAAUUUUCAAAAGUAUAGAUGAAAUUUAAAGGGGGUGUGGUGAGUAAUGACCAGAACUCUUAUGUUCUGUCCCAUGACAAUGUGUUCCCAGACUAACAGUAUGCACCAAGAGUUUUGCUAAGCUGCACAUUACGACCGGCAAUUGGGUUGAAGAAUUGGCUGACAAGGAUCUUCUCAGUUCCUUUUCAAAGAUCUCGAUGAAAGCAGCGAUAAAACUUCGAAAAAUAGUGACGAAAACCACAUGGGUUUCCCGUCCAAUAGUCUGGAGUACACAUCGGGCUCUCAACAAGAACGAGGGAGUAUGGAAGAGCUCUCGCGCUGGCCCGCUCGACUGGAAUGAGCAAUUGUAAGUCAGUCGCGUCAAAUAUUAUGUCAAUUUACUAAUGUGGAACAGGAACGGUGAGUUUGUUGAUAUGAUCAAGAAAGAAUGGUCACAGACUAUUCACGUAAACAUGCCUACUGUGGUUUUGCAAUAUGUUAAAGAGGCCGAAAAGUGCCUCGCCAAUUUUGCAGACAACCUUAUGUCUGCAGCAUUAGGUAUCUCGCCUUCGCUACGUGAAGCAUUUGAGUAUCUGGGCGAUAGCAUUCUUCGGAAUGUACGUCGACUCCAGGUCAGAGCUGAUUCUAUUUUCGCGGAUUUUGAGGCGGUAGCAAAAGAUGCAUGGAGAUUAGUAAAACCUAUCUGUGUAGACGCUUGGAUGCCCAUUUAUCACAUAUGUGGCGCCGAAAAAUGUGAGUUUUUCAUCACUAUCUACGGACGAAAUGACUGAACAUUAAAGCAGGCCGAGGACACUAUGCACGCAACAAAGCUACGCACAAAAUCCACGUGGAUGGCCUCGGAGGUAGACUUAUGUACAGAGAAUGUGGUAGAAAAUUGGAGGCUACGCUUCGACGGAUGUGUGCAUAUCUCCACAGCCAGUUCGAAGAAAAGUACCCUGAGGUCAUGGAGGGAUUCGUGAAUGAAAUGGCUGCCACUCUUGACCAACAUACCAUGGGUGGCGACCGCAGAAGCAUUAGGCAGAAGAACUCGGUGACGAAAGCCAAAUUGCAGGGAAUACUGCCGAUGAAGAUCGAAGCUCUUUACAAAGAGUGGCAAGCCGAUCUUUCCAAUGAGCUCAAGGAAGAUAAGAAGCCAGAACAAGACAUCUUCGACAGCACCUAGGUAGAAGAAGAGGAAGAGGAGGCUAUUCCUGACGUCGAUGAUCUUAUGAAGGAUCGUGAUUUCGAUGAGGAAUCGGAGGCUGAGAAUGAUUCGGACAGCGAUCUUUGAGCCUCUCUUAUUUCUCUGCUUUCUUCCGCAGUCCCGGCUUCUUUGCAUCACCACACAUCAGUCGAGCCUUCUCUUAGCAAGUAAACCUCCUAUCGAAAGAUUGAAAGUCCCAAAUAUCGCCCCCUAAUGCAGUUACGCACAUCUAAUCCAGCCAGUACAUAUCACCCAUACUUAUUUAUUCAGCAAUUUUCAUUCCUUUUCAAAUCCACUAAACAACAAAUCACGAAUCACGAAUCACGAAUCAUGCAAUAUCAGCAUUUCACAUUCCCAACCAUUACACUUAUCCAUAAUUAUCAACCAAUUUCCACUCCAAAAACAACAGAUAUCACACAGCAAGUCCAUUCAUUCAUUCAUCUAUCCAUUCCGUCGCAUUUUCAUCAUGAUAUUGGUAUCACUUGACAAACACGAACCGUUACGCGUUUAAUUUGCCAUUUUUUUCAAGUC
Molecule: messenger RNA, 1751 nt
Organism: Sclerotinia trifoliorum
Lineage: Eukaryota; Fungi; Ascomycota; Leotiomycetes; Helotiales; Sclerotiniaceae
Source: the annotation of a GenBank genome assembly